Ilex paraguariensis (yerba mate) is the source of this 1866-nucleotide messenger RNA. NCBI's taxonomy places the organism in Eukaryota, Viridiplantae, Streptophyta, Magnoliopsida, Aquifoliales, Aquifoliaceae. The record is from the annotation of a GenBank genome assembly.
AUGGCUGUGUCUAAGAACAAAAGGAAGCAGCAAUGCUUCAUAUCAGUACCAUCUCAAAUAGUCAACUCUCUCUCCUCAAAUUCACUUCAAUCACUCCUUCUCUCUCCCAAGAAGAAGAGCUCAAAGGCCAAGCUUUUGAAGAACCCAAUGUUCUGGUUUUUCUUCCUAUUUGUUUUUGGAUUCCUUGAUAUGUUGAGGUUGUGGUUCCGUUUUGAUCCUUUGGUCCCUUUCUCGCAAAACCCAUGUUCCAUUCCUCAACAAGAGUCCUCAAUCUCUGGACAAGAGUCUUCAAUCUCAAAAUGGUAUGCAAGUUCAGAGCUCAAUGUUGGACCUAAGAGUGAGAAAAAUGGUGAAUUUUUGGAGAGAGAUGAAGAAGAGAGUGAGUUCUGGAAGCAACCUGAUGGGUUGGGUUACAGGCCAUGUUUGGAGUUCAGUAAGGAAUAUAGGAGAGAGAGUAUGAAGAUUGUGAAGGACAGGACAAAGUAUCUGAUAGUGGUGGUUUCUGGUGGAAUGAAUCAGCAGAGGAACCAGAUUGUUGAUGCAGUGGUGAUUGCAAGAAUUCUUGGGGCUGCUUUGGUUGUUCCCAUCUUACAUGUCAAUGUCAUUUGGGGUGAUGAGAGUGAAUUUUCUGAUAUAUUUGAUUUGGAUCAUUUCAAGGAAGUUCUUGCAAAUGAUGUGAGAGUAGUUUCAUCUCUGCCAUCUACACAUUUGAUGACAAGGCCGGUGGAGGAGAAACAGACUCCAUUUCAUGUGACCCCUCAAUGGAUCCGUGCACAUUACCUAAGAAGGCAUAGGAGGGAUGGUAUUUUACUCUUACGUGGUUUAGAUUCGAGGCUUUCCAAGGAUCUUCCUUCUGACCUUCAAAAGCUUCGGUGCAAGGUGGCAUUUCAUGCACUCCGGUUUGCUCCAUCAAUCUUAGAACUUGGAAACAAGCUUACUGAGAGGAUACGGAGAAAGGGGCCUUAUCUAGCUCUUCAUCUGCGAAUGGAGAAGGAUGUCUGGGUGAGGACAGGAUGUCUUCCUGGCUUAAGUCGUGAGUAUGAUGAGAUAAUACACAAUGAGAGAAAGCAACGGCCAGAGCUUUUAACUUCAAGAUCAAACAUGACUUACCGUGAGCGAAAGCUUGCUGGUCUGUGCCCCUUAAAUGCCUUGGAUGUCACACGGCUGCUAAAAGCUCUAGGAGCUCCAAAAAAUGCGAGAAUCUAUUGGGCUGGAGGGAAUCCAUUGGGUGGGAAAGAAGCCUUGCUACCAUUGACCCGAGAAUUUGCACAUUUCUACAACAAGGAAGACCUUGCAUUGCCUGGGGAGCUUGAACCACUUUCAAAGAAAGCCUCUUUUAUGGCUGCCAUUGAUUACAUAGUUUCAGAGAAUAGUGAUGUUUUCAUGCCAUCCCAUGGUGGAAAUAUGGGCCAUGCUAUCCAGGGGCAUAGAGCGUAUGCAGGGCACAAAAAGACUAUUACGCCAAACAAAAGACAGAUGCUCUCGUAUUUUCUAAAUUCUUCUCUCCCUCAGGCAGAGUUCAAUAGGAUUAUUUUGGAUUUGCACCAAGAUUCCUUGGGCCAGCCAGAUCUCAGGACUAGCAAAACAGGAAGAGAUGUUACAAAGUAUCCGGUCCCAGAGUGUAUGUGCAGCGAUUGAAUUAAGCAUUCCGCCUCCUAAAUAUAUCCCUCAAUCUACCCAUCAGAUCAAAUCUUAACUGAUUGCCAAGAUGAAAGAGCAAAUAAGUCUUCUUAACAGCUCCCCAUUUAGGGAGGACGAUAUUGGCAGCAUUCAUCCUCUAAGUAUACUCACAUUUUCGGGGUCACAUAUAUUUCUCUACCUCGGCAUGUCCAGAUACUUGCGUCGAAGAUUGAUUUCUUAUGCAAC